UACAGCAACACAUUUCAUCGCGAGAGUGACGUAUGAACGGCCGAAAACGAAAAGCCUCUGUGUGCCGUUGUUAUCUUCUAACAUUUCUGAAGAAUGGAGACAAACGGCCAGGCAAAUGGGCCUAAAUCUAAAAAGGAAAAAAAUGGUGAUACGAAGGACAACUUAUGGUCUGCGAUUUUAGAAGAAGUCCAGAAUCAGGGCAAUACGAAACUACCUUCAAACAAAAAUGUGUUAGUUUUGGGUAAUAAUGAGACUGGCAAAACCACACUAAUCGCGAAAUUACAAGGAGUAGAGGAUCCUAAGAAGGGGUCAGCACUCGAAUAUGCAUAUAUAGACGUUAGAGACGAAUAUCGCGAUGAUCAAACACGCCUCAGUGUAUGGGUACUGGAUGGUGAUCCAGGACACACAAAUCUGCUCAAGUUCGCCCUCAACGAGGAGACGUUCCCCCACUCGCUGGUCAUCUUCACGGUGGCUAUGACCACGCCAUGGGGGAUUCUGGAGCAGCUACAAACCUGGGCCACGGUGCUCGGGGACCAUAUAGACAAAUUGGAUCUCACACCUGAACAAAGGUUACAGAGUAAAAAACAGCAACAGCAGAAAUGGCAGCGAUACACGGAGCCAGGCGACGAGAUGGAGCAAGCGGCCUCAUCGCCCAUGAAGAGGUCUUCCAGAAACCUGUCGGACGACCUGGAUAGCGAGGACGAUGAGAACCCGCUGCCUGAAGCUGUGUUGACCACUAAUCUGGGGUUGGAUAUAGUGGUUGUUGUCACUAAGACUGACUACAUGAGCACCUUAGAAAAAGAGCAUGACUAUCGCGACGAGCACUUCGAUUUCAUGCAACAAUGGAUCCGGCGGUUCUGCCUCCAGUACGGCGCGGCUCUGUUCUACACGUCCGCCAAAGAGGACAAGAACUGCGACCUGCUCUACAAGUACCUCACGCACAGGAUAUACGGCCUGCCGUUUAGAACUCCGGCGCUCAUUGUUGAGAAGGACGCCGUGCUGAUACCCGCCGGUUGGGAUAGCAUGAAGAAAAUUAGCAUAUUAUACGAAAACAUGCAGAGCUGUAAACCAGACGAUUACUACAGAGACAUCAUAGUGCAGCCAGCGACGCGGAAGAGCGGAGCGAACCGGGAAGCAGAAGUAGCGGCAGAGGACGAGCAGGCGUUCCUGCAGCGGCAGCUCGCCGCCUUGCAGGCCGGCACGCCCGCGCCGCGCGCCGACUCGCCGCUGCGGGCCGCGCAGCGCGCCACGCAGUUGGACGGCGCCAAGAUCGGCAUGGGCCCCGGCACGCCGGGCAACGAGGGCGUGUUGGCCAACUUCUUCAACUCGCUGCUGUACAAGAAGACGGGCAGCCCCGCCGGCCGCACGCCCGAGCCCGCGCCUGGAGCGGCUGCGGCGGCAGCACGCUCCGACGCGGCCGCCGAGCUAGACCGCCUGACGCGCGCCAAGCCGCGCCCGCCACCUCCGAUCGACUUGAACUCGUCCUCCGAGUGCUAGCGCUAAGGGUACAAUGUCGUACAGCGGGCGUACAAAGCACUCGCCUACACCGCGCUCGUUAAACACAUUGCUGGCUUGUACUUGUCGACGCGACAUUACUCGCGGCCGGGUAAGCAUCCAUCCCGUAGGGCAUUCCCGGAUUCCGGGAAACAGUCCCGGACUGCAAGCAUCCGUAGCUCCCUGCUUCGUCUAAUCGCGUCACGCCUUGAGAUUCCUCCAGUCGCGGUGUAUAGGAUUGCGCGGAUCGCGAAAUAGUUUUGUACUCAUUUUAUAAAGAGUUGGGCGCCAUUGUGAAACCUGUUUCAAAUUUAAGUAUUAGCUAAUACUAUUAGAAUUUUAUAGAAACUUCUAAUAUUAUAAGACUAAUAUUUGAUAAGAAAUAGGCCGACAUGGCAUUGUGAGCGUCCGCGACUACACUGUAUUGUUUAUAUAAAUUAGAUAUUUAUGCAAUGAACUUUGAAAUUUGAAUAGCUCUUCAAUGUUGCUCUACGAGGAUCAUUUUCUAUUCUGUAACAAUUUUUGUUUGUAAUUGUUCAUGAUAUUAAAUAAGUAUUUAUUUAGAUAGCAUCGUGAAACUGAUUGUAGUUAAAGGUUAAGUCCAGCAUUCACUACACGACAUGUCUGAAUCCGUUGACAAAUCCACCCUCGAAAAGCCAAACCCCGUUUGCUGCGCGUCGGUUUCAUGAAGAAGUGAAUUUGUUUGCUAACAAAUCCGGCGUACGCAAUGGAACCGGACACUCAAAAAUGCUCAUUACUAGACCUUAUGACAUUGAAAUAAGGGUUACGGAUGGAUAAUUAUCUGUGUUGUUGAUGGUGUGAAUGCUGGGCUUCAUAAGCAUCAUCUGAGAUUAGGAGGUUCCAUAACAUGUGAUCUUCUGUGAAGACUGGCCGUGUAAGAUCAGGACACGUUUAUGCACAAUGAAGUCACUAUUUGUACAAACCGUGUUUAUGUACAAUGAAAAUAUUUGUAUGUAACAAUCAUUUCAUACGCUCAUAUGUAAAUUAUUGUUUUCGACGGUCCGAGAUAUAAUGGUGACCUUUAUUGUGUGUUUUAAACGAAUUUAUUUAUUACUUAAAGCAUAAUUCUCAUUUUGAUUUGUUUACCCCCUCACAGACAGUUGAAAAUGUUUAUAGAACUUUUUUUAUGUUUAUGUGAAUGUAACAUAUUUUUAUUGAAAUUGGAUUUUGUUCUUAACAUGGUGCAAUACUGAACAUUCCAAACGUGGUUUGGUGCUUAAUAUUAUAGUAAAAAUAUUGAAUAACAUGUGGCGUUUCAUUUCAUUGCUUGCCUUAUCGCUCUCUUAUUCGGCUUCUUAUGGUUAGUGAUAGCUUUGUCUCGCUCUAAAGGUCAUCAUUAUACAUUGGUUCCAUUUUAAACUUUCCAAUCAUAUGCUUCACAUUGAUCUAAUAAUCCGAAUCAUAUCUUAGCGUACUUAAUCUCAUUAUUAAAUAUCCCAAUGAAAUGCCGUUGUUGCAUUUGAGUUGCGUAACAUUAGUAUUUAUGUUACUAUUAAAUAAUAAAACUUGAGGGUUUUGUGUAACUUAUUAACUUUCAUAGCUUAGGUAUUUAAUCAUUAUUAUGACUUGGCAAACUUAUUUGGGUAUCAUUUUUAUUGGCAGCUAUGAUAACUUAUGCCAGAGAAGUAUGCAAACUUGGCUUGCGCUCUGCUGUGCACGUUUUUAAAUGUAGGCCUAAUUUGUAAAUAAAUAUUUUGAAAUAAUGUUUAAAUAAAUAAACUAAUAUAAACAUUAAUAUAAUGCAAUGAUUCCCAGAACCUCUUAGAGUCAGAGCAAGAUAAGUUGGCUGCAAUGUUCAUAGCCCAGACUUUUCAAGUGUUAAGUAAACGUCAUAAUUUCAUAGAAGUUUGACGUUUGAAAUAACACUUACACCCUCUGGGCUAUCAUAAUCGCUGCCAACUUGGCUUGGUCUGGCUCUAACGUGCAGCUAACAUUACCGCUAUAGUAUAAUUAUAACUCCUCACAUUCCUAAUAGGAAUAUUAAUUAUAUUCUGCCUAAAUAAGUUUGUCAAUAUUUCUAUUUUCUUUUCCUAGUGAAAGUUAAAUCACAUUUCACAUUCUUAAUUUGAUGUACAGUAAGUAUACUAGAUAGAUAACUGACCCCUCAGUGCAAACAAGUUUCUAUGCAGGGGGUCAGUUCUUACUGCGGCUUACUGUGCAUUAUUCGCCAAAUAAUGGUGGUAGAACUAUCUUAACUUAUAUAAUUUUAUUAUAACAAUAAUUGAUCAUGAAAGUAGUAGUUUCUGACUUUAAAAUUAUAAAAUUAUUAUGAAUAUUAGGUUUUUCUAUUAAAAUUGUCGUCAGGCACGACAGAGAUAAUUCCUUUUAACAAUUUGAGUUAACUUUCACGGGUCAAGGUAGGUAAAUAACUCAAUGUAUGUAGAAAUGGGUAGCCAGAGAAUUGACAAACUACUAAACAGUCGGUUAGCGCGGCCAUACUUCGUAAUCCCGUUUUAAAGAUAGGUUUUUCCUAUAACAUCCUACAUAUAUAUUAAUACUUAUAGCCAAAAGUAAGAAUAUUACAACAAAAAAACAUUAGGUAGAGAAGUUCAAUGCGUUUGUCGAGGUCUAGCUUUUUGAUAAUAUUCUAAAGUACUCCCCCUUUUUUGUAAGACAGGGAAACGAAGGGUUGCAGGACAAGUAGAUGUACAUGAUAUAGAUUCUGCCAUCACGCUUUUUUUGUUUUUUUUUUUUUUAUUAUGGGUUUUCAAAAGCGGAACGAAAUUUUGAUUAUUUUGCGCUACUAUGCACGGUUUAGGAGAUACAGCCCUUUUAAUAUUUUUGCAUGACUAGUGCGUCGUAGCGCAAAAGUAACCUUCACUCAUCGCACCCAAGAUUUCUUUGCAAAUUUGAGAAAAAAUAUCUAAUGUCACGAGACAUUUUUUUUUUCAAAAUUCAAAUCCAAUUAUUUAUAAUCAGUCCCUAUAAUCAAGGAUACAUAAACUAAAUUAAAUCAAAAUAAAUGUAUAGUAUAGUAGGGUCUCGAUAAUCCGUACACAGGCUAAUCCGAACUGCCGAGUGACCCCUUUCUUUGAGAGACAAAACCUUUGUUUGGUCAAUAAAUAGAAACGAUAGUCUAAAAUAGAUGAGUUCUGAAAUGAUUUCACAUCACAGUCAUGAAGUGUUGAGUUACUUUGUUUUAUUUUUUAUUUGGAGUCUCAUUAAAUAUAGUUUUGCAGAAUAGAAUUAUAUUUUAUAUCUAAGAUACUAUAAUCCGAACGCUCCGUGAGUCCGAACAGGGCUUGUUUCUGUGAAGUACAUAUUAUCGAGGCCCUACUGUAAUAACAAUUUGAUUGAAUAAUAAGAAAUAUUACGGCAAAACAUUAAAUUACACAUUGAAGUUAAUAAAUUAAUGAAUAAAAAAAAUUGGCAUAAGUUUUGAUAAAAUGUCACUUCGAUCAAUUUCAAUCUCUGCUUUUUCAUAAUCUGCCUCUUUUUAAAAUUGGAUCUUGAAUAACGACACCGUGUAUACUGGACUAUAUAUUUUAGUAGAUUGUCAAUUUUCUUCACAAGCAAAGGGCUUGUCAGUUUUGAUACGAAAUUUGUAUGGAACGUAAUGGAGUGAAUAUAAACUAUUUUUAUAAUGGGGGCAAAAUGUUAGGUGGCUAUACGCAUUACUUAUCAGUACCUAGAACUAACGUAUUGCGAUUUGUGAGAUAUAUGUCUGAUUAUGUUACCUAGGGUGUAAGCAAAUAACAUAUUUAUCACUAGCUGAGCUUGAAGCUUAUUUCUCACUAGGCCAGGGGCCUAUUUGUCGAACGGUAUUAGACUAAUAUUAGUAGUCCACGAUUUCCACGAACUGGGACCCAUUUCUCGAACGGUAUUUGUCUAAUAUUAUUAGUGUGUUGCCAUGGUAACCCAUCCGACUUGACAGUUCCUGGACUAAUAAUAUUAGUCUAAUACCGUUCGAGAAAUGGGCCCUCAAGUCAUAUGGGUUACCAUGGCAACACAUUAAUAAAUUAGACUAAUAACGUUCCAGAAAUGGGCCCCAGUGGUAGUAAACAUGUGAACAGUGAACACGGCAUUAAAAAGUGACAAUGGAUCUUUAAAUGCGCCCCAUUGGUAGUGAAACAAUGGAUAGCUAUACUCAGAGAGUACAUUAAGCAUGGGCUUAAAAUAUAUAUCUGCAAAAAAUAUAAAGAGUAUAAAAUGUGUAUCUUUUACCAAGAGUAAGGUCUAAUCUGUAAAGACAAGAAGAUGUGUAUACACUCAGAUUGCUAUAUACAUACAUUAUUUUGUUAUUUCUGUUUCCUAGGUAACAUUUUAAGUAUAUUUACGUAUACGAUGUGUAUGUUUACUUGAGUUAAUUAUGGUUUCGAAAUCAGAUAAAAUUGAAAAUGUUUGUUCAGCAGAAUUCUAUUAUAAAAAUUGUAUGUACUAGUCAAAACACCAGUUUAAGUUCAUUUUUUAUAAUGCAUCUUUCUGUGAUAUGAUUUUUAUAUUAAUAGAACAAAAUAUCCUCUUGUUACAAAAUGCAUGAAAAUAGUUAUUUUUUUACAAGGUUUGAAAAGUGGAGAGCGUUGCGAGGGUUUCAAGGCACGGGGUUUAAACAAACUUUGCCUCCGAGUGAAAACUAAAUGUUAUCACCAACGCGAGGAAAAUACUAACUAUAUACCAAAAAUAUCUAACCUAAUCAUAUCCAAAUGAAAUAAAUAGAAAGUGUAUCAUUCUAAAUCAUCAUUUAAAAGUAAAUUCUACCAGCUAACGUAAACCAUUCAAAAUUUUCAUCUUGCAAAAUUGCCCCACAUGUGGAUAAAAUGCAACUUUUUCAUUAGUUUUUGAACUAUCAAGGUGGCAAGUUGGUGUGGUGAAAAGCUACUUAUUUGGCUUAUCUAUAUCUACUUACGUAAGCCGUAGCGUAAGAAAUAACUAAUAUUUUUUUUACGUUGCGUCCGAGGUAUACGAUUUGGGGCGCAAGGCCCCUCGGACUGCGAGGUCUUAGGCCGUCGCCCACAUCGCCCAUGCCUAGCGCCGCCUCUGCAAGGUGGGACAUUUUGCCGACCGCGGUCAUAUAUAUCGUUUUUUAUAUAGAGUAACAAAAAUAAAGAGGUAGGUUUUGCAAUAUAUUUGGCCAUUUGAGCUGUUACUCUCUAUUUGAUGCUUACUGUAACUCUAGAAAUAAUAGAAUGGGUAUUAAAGCGAGUAAAAAAGUUACUUUCUCAUGCAUAUUUGGACAUUCUUUUUAAAUGUAUUAGCCACGUAACAUCCUCAGCUAGGAGAUAAUUAUAGGAUUAUUAAAGCGCUAUUUUAAUUUCAUUUAUGCUCAACUGUUUAAGAAGUUUUUGUUAAUGUUAUUUUAAUAUGUAUAAUUUUCUAUAACAUCCUUUAACUAACAGUCGAUAGUUUAAUUAUGAAAAUUAUAUAAAAAAAGUUUUAACAUCAAUUUAAAAAUAGAUGUGGUGAUCUAACAUAGUGAAAGUUAGUGCCAAUGCAAAGUAAAUCUUAUGAUCUAUUCACAAGAUACAUACUUAGUUGCUACAUAUUAUAAAAUCAUUUUAAAUAAUUUACGAUUAGUUUCACUAGACUUAAUUGACCGGGAUAUAAACCGUGAUUACGUUGUAUAUUGUUUUUAUGAAGCUCCCGAUAUUUCGACGCAGUUACAUGCAUCUUGUUCACGGGUAACUGCAGAUAGCGGGUGGGUGUCAAAGUUGUGUACAUCGCGCUCGGUCUACCCUCAUUCUUGCGCGUCGAAAAGCUCCACAAAAACAAUAUAAAAGUUGAUCACGGUUUUAUCCCGGUCAAUUGCAGUCUAAUUAUGAAAUCGAUUGAUCAACAAACACUGUUUGUUAGUCUCGCAUCUAUUGUUCAUUCAAUCUAAUAUUUUUAGGUCAAGUAAGGACGCUAAGCACGAAGUAUUUCGUUCAUUGGCUCGCCAUUUCCUAUCUCUAUCGCACGCGCAUAAUUAUACAACGUACCGGCCGGUGUAUUGCUGUCACGCUCGCUUGACCGCCAGCAUCAACGGCGGGAAAGCAAUAUAGUUGCGAUAGAGAUAGUAAGCGCUGGUGGCCUAGCGGUAAGAGCGUGCGACUUGCAAUCCGGAGGUCGCGGGUUCAAACCCCGGCUCGUACCAAUGAGUUUUUCGGAACUUAUGUACGAAAUAUCAUUUGAUAUUUACCAGUCGCUUUUCGGUGAAGGAAAACAUCGUGAGGAAACCGGACUAAUCCCAACAAGGCCUAGUUUAUCCUCUGGGUUGGAAGGUCUGAUGGCAGUCGCUUUCGUAAAAACUAGUGCCUACGCCAAAUCUUGGGAUUAGUUGUCAAGCGGACCCCAGGCUCCCAUGAGCCAUGGCAAAUGCCGGGACAACGCGAGGAAGAAGAAGAGAGAUAGUAACAGGUAGGUCAAUGUACGAAAUUCUUCGUGCUUAGCGACCUUACUUUAAUUGGGAGCCAUUUUGGUUGUAAACAGUUGCAGCGACUCUGGCUAAGGCAUAGUGAUUUAUUAUUAGAUUCUCAAUAAUAGUUUUGUUACGCUUCGUGUAAGAUUAGAUCCUAGUAAUCAUAUUAGUUGUUAAAUUAUUAUUUAAAGAGAAAUAAAAUCGAAAAAUUAAUAAUUAAUAGUAAACGACAAAUCGAUACAAUUAUAUUGAGUGUAACGUAUUUAAUACAUUGAAUUAAAAAAAUGUGGUUAAAAUGACGGGCAGUGUACAUCCAUUCCAUGUGUUUGCAAAUCGGCUGUCUGUGCUUAAACUAAGGACGCUAAGCACGAAUCAUUUCAUACAUUGACAAGCCAUUUUCUAUCUCUCUCGCACUCUCGUAAUUAUAUUGCUGUGCCGUCAUAACGAACGGGACAGCAACAAUUAUACGAUAGAGAUAGGAAAUGACUGUUAGAUGACUUUCAUACUGUUUUUAAUGAGUUACUGUGCCGAUGGGCCAAAACCGUAAUAUCAAAUAUUCAAAAACGUUGUAAUACUGGAAAGUUUUAUCUAUUGAAAAAACAUCCAUCGCUAUUUGUAAAACUUCAUAAGUGUGAAAGGGAUGGUUGUUUUAUCUAUAUCUAUGCAUCAACACAAUAUUCGAUGUAUAAUACUGUCAGUGGUAAACUAAAGUCGGUCAAUCCGUUUCCGGCAGUAGAAAAAAGCGGCCAAUUUAAAAAAAAAAGGCGCGUAGGGUUAUUGGCCCAUAUAUAAUUUGAAUUUCGCGCCUUUUUCUACUGUCAACAUUGUUUGACCAGCUAUAUAUGGUCAAAGAGUAGUUAUAAUAGUACUGCAAUCCAUAGAAAAAAGGAUGUGUCUCCAAAAUUGAUUAAAGGCAAUACAUGCAUUCACUAUUACAAAGUUUUCAAUAGAAUUAACAUACUUUAACUGCUGUAGAUUUUUAUUAUCUUUAAAACAAAUGGUAGGUACAAUUUUGUCAAAAAAUAUGAGAAAGUAAUUCUAUUAUAACUAUUCUAAGGUGUGUUCAAACACUCGUCUCUGUAAAAUAGUACCUUUACAGCCUGAAUGUAGUGUCAGCAACUUAUAGCCUCCAACAUUUUAAUAUAAUCCUUUUACUUAUAAAGUUAUUAUAGACCCAGUAAUCAAAUUCAAAAAAUACCUACCUAGGUAAUUUAUUAAAAAGACAAGUCUAAAAUCUAUAACUGUAAUUAUUUUGUUGGUAAAAGGACAGAUUAGUCUUUUAGACAACACUGUACAGAAAUAUUUUAUUUGAAUAAAUAGCUCGGAAACUGUUCUGAUCA
This is a messenger RNA of Cydia pomonella (codling moth), 9189 nucleotides long. It is a transcript of the gene Dlic, whose product is annotated as cytoplasmic dynein 1 light intermediate chain 2. Gene Ontology annotation, biological process: microtubule-based movement; microtubule cytoskeleton organization. Gene Ontology annotation, cellular component: cytoplasmic dynein complex; centrosome. The coding region runs from base 94 to 1497 and encodes 467 amino acids. The transcript has 10 exons. Lineage: Eukaryota; Metazoa; Arthropoda; Insecta; Lepidoptera; Tortricidae. Gene Ontology annotation, molecular function: dynein heavy chain binding. The record is from RefSeq and is a predicted model, not a curated record.